Ylistrum balloti is the source of this 3010-nucleotide messenger RNA. RefSeq lists its product as uncharacterized. The transcript has 10 exons. The record is from RefSeq and is a predicted model, not a curated record. Lineage: Eukaryota; Metazoa; Mollusca; Bivalvia; Pectinida; Pectinidae. Bases 31 to 2841 code for a protein of 936 amino acids. Gene Ontology annotation, molecular function: protein binding.
CAUCAGUACCGGUGUAGACAGUAUUCUGGAAUGAUGAGUUGUAACCAAGCAGAGUUAUUGGCAAAGCUUGUGCAUAUGAAGAAGGAACUAGCAAGAAAAGAGAAAAAACUUAAGAAAUGUGCUCGAGCAGCCUCUGCCAAGGAGUAUGUAAAAAGGCGGUUAAGAGAACAAGAGGUACUAGAAGGGAAGACUGAUAUGCUUCACGUGACCUCUGACACUUGUCUUCCUCAAGUCUCUUCUGAUACAUGCCAAACCAAUAAGUCUCCUUGUCAAAGGUCAAGCCACAGUACUGUUUUAGUGGGACUGACCAACCCUGGCUACUACACAAUAAAAAGACAUCUUGUUAGCACUGACAAUUCUGACAAAGAUGGAAAUGUGGAAAUAGUUUCUGUUCACACAAAUAAGUGUUUACAACCUGAUAAGCAAAUAUCUGAAGAAAGUGGCAAAUGUUUCUUUGACAACAGAAGACAGGAUGAUGGGGUCUCUGCUGUAAGUAGUAGUUAUAGUAUCAAUUCAAUAACUGAGAUUCCAAGAAAAGAAACUGACGAAACCUUAAACUGGAAUUCUUCAAGUGAAUCAAUGUCUAGUAAUGAACAACAAAGUAAGAGGUCUUUAUCACUUAAACGGAGAAGGAACACAUCAAAGUGCAUGGUGGAUACAUCAAUAUUAAACAAAGACCAUUCAGUUAACCUUUCUCAGGACCCUGAAUGUGUGCAGAAAACACAACAGAACAUUGGUAGAAAAUCAACAAAUACUACUGACUGUUCUAUGUUCAAAGAUGAGAAGAAAGAUGUUGCAUUAAAACAAAUAGAACAAAUUAACCCAUUGAAGCAAAAACACCCUGUUGGGAAGCUGAAGGAAACAAAACUAGGGUCAGAAAAAAGCAGAGUCAAGAGUAAGUGUGUGAAAAGAAGGCGAAGGACAAUUGGAAGAAUUCUGGAUAUUGAAUUGGAAAAGGAAAUAGAUAUCUCGGGAUCUUCCCAAAAUAGUGAGGAGUAUGAAACUCUGCGGUUAAUACAGCAGAGCUAUCGAUCAGGGGUAGACUACUCUACCCGACAUGGUAAAACUCAUAAUCUCCCUUCAAUGCUGUCUUCAAUAUUCCAGUACUUCAUUGACGAAAAUCGGCGACAGAAAGAUUGGAGUUAUUUUAGUCUUCCAGAGGAUCAGUUUGGAAGAAUGAUGCAGAAGCGUUUAAAUCCAAUGACAGAGGUGAAAUUUGAAAACACUCAUCAGGGAAAUCAGAGAUUUGAACCUCCAAUUGCAGAAUCAGGAUCAAAUUUCAUGGAAACUCCGCUGGAUUUUUUUCCCAUGGAUAGUAGGGUAAAGUCAACCAAUCAUCUUACAGAACUGAAAAUUAAGAACAGUUUUAAAGCUAAGGAAUUGGAGAGUAGUGAAGAUUUUUUGUUAUCUCAUCAUCAUGAUAAAUCUACUCCUGGAGUGUUUUUACCUUAUUCCUAUACAGGAGAUGUAAAUGGUAACAAAAUUGAACCUAUCACUAAAGAAUCACCUCUUGUACCAGUAUCAGUGGACUGUCCAGGUCUCUGCCCAUGUGACCAUGCCAACCAGGAACACAGCAAAGACUGUCUUAAAACAGAUUUAGAUCAUUUGUGUAAAAAAGAACUGUCUGUGAACUCGGACAGUUCAGUAUUUAACAAUGAAGUCACAUUGUCAAGGAAUUGUUUUAAGAGCCUAGAAACACCCAAGCGUGGAACAGAAAGCUACAGUGAAGAAUCUAUUACCAUGUCACCUGCCUUAUUUACCUCUCCACCAAACAGCCUGGAAACUAAGGAUUCUUCCUCUUCUAGAGAUUGUGGCUCACAGGAUAGCCAGAUCAACAACCCUUACAGAGUAAAUAAAGGCGAGAGGCUCAAACACCUCGGCUGUAUACAGUUAUCACAGAAUGAGUCCCUGAGGUGUGUUGCUGCUUGUUGUAUACAGAUCAUUCGUCGCAGGACUGAUGUAUUAUUAUGUAUUGGCCAAUCAACAAUGAGUCUAUGGAACCAGAGGGGAAACACAUACAUCUGUGUUAACACAUGGCAGCUUGAACAGGACUACAGUUCUGUGGAAUGCUAUACAUACCCUGCUGUGUUUAGGGACAAUUUCUGUUACUUUGUGGUUGUACUGCGUGGUACUGAAUGCUCUGUUCAUGUGGUUCACUUCAACGCCAGAAAAGACAAAGCAGAGCUAGUGCAGUGUUUAACAGGAAAUAGUGUAACUGCCUGCUGCCUCAAUGUAGAAGCUUUAGCCGUGGGCCACACUGACCAUGAUACUACUAAAGUGGUCAAAUAUUUGGUGGACAGUGAUGGUCAGCUGAUAUCACAACAGGAAUUUGACCACUGCUCAGACAGUUUGACUACACCGAAGCGUUUGAUGCUGGUGGAAAAUCUCCCAUCAGCAUUAGCUCUCUGGUCCUCCAAUAACACAUUAGUGCUAUGGAAUAUUGAAACAGGGACACUGGUAUGGACACUUGAACUUUCAAUGACCUGGCCUGAGGACUCCACAUUAGUCUCAGUACAAUGGCAGCAGGAGUAUUUUUUGCUGUCUUUGCUUAAUGACAAGAAAUCUGAUGAUGCUGGUGUUCUAUUGGUGAUAAACCCAGAGACAGAAAUAAGCAAAGAAUUGGUCCACUAUUCUGCCAUUAUGUGGGAGGGAGUGAAGUGUGUUGGACAGCUGGAUGACCGAAUUGUUGCCACAGACUACAGAGGCCAGACUUGUGUGUGGGACCCUUACACUGGCCACCUGGCAUAUCAGUGUGAUCCCUCCACAGGUAUCAAAGGUCUUGGCAACUAUUGGAGGAAACUCAUCACCAUGUUCACCAAUUGUGUACACAUCUUUAAGUGACAUCAUUGUGUACACAUCUUUAAGUGACAUCACUGUGUAUACAUCUUUAAGUGACAUAACUGUGUACACAUCUUUAAGUGACAUCAACUUUUUCUACAAAUUUCCACUAGUCAUAAAUAACUUAGUGAAUUGUGACCAAAUUUGGACUGAACCAUUAUAAGCAGUGGGU